Messenger RNA from Diatraea saccharalis (sugarcane borer), 530 nucleotides. NCBI's taxonomy places the organism in Eukaryota, Metazoa, Arthropoda, Insecta, Lepidoptera, Crambidae. The record is from the annotation of a GenBank genome assembly.
UGGUGCGAACGGUGCGUUGCGCCAAUGCAAUGAAAGCAGCAGGACUUAAAAUCGGAGAUGUAGUAGUCAUGAUGGCACCUAACCAUUUAGAUCUGUCAAUACCUUUUUAUGCGGGAUUCUGCAUCGGUGCCGUUGGAGCCCCUAUGGAUAGAACUAUGGGUGCCUAUGAUCUCCGCAUUGCAUUUGACACCAACAGACCAAAAGUGGUAUUCUGUCAAAGCGAUAAAGCGGCAGUUAUUCAACUUGUUGUCAAUGAACCGAAACUCGACACAUUAGUAGUCACAUUUGAUAAAUGUGAAAGUUUUUGUAGUUUCAAUGAAUUUCUUGAGCGUGGUACGAACGGUCUAAGUGAUGACCAAUUCAAGCCUGCCGAUUUCGAUCCUGAACACACCGUGGCUUUAUUAAUCUCGACAAGCGGCACUAAUGAAUUUACCAAAAUCUGCUGUGGUGACGCACAAAAAUUUAGCUAUAACUACACCUUAUUUGUUGUAAGUAUAUUGCAGACUUCCAACGAAACAUUUACUUAUUAG